Silurus meridionalis is the source of this 4234-nucleotide messenger RNA. RefSeq names its product adhesion G protein-coupled receptor D1 (gene adgrd1). Gene Ontology annotation, cellular component: membrane. Gene Ontology annotation, biological process: cell surface receptor signaling pathway; adenylate cyclase-activating G protein-coupled receptor signaling pathway. The record is from RefSeq and is a predicted model, not a curated record. NCBI's taxonomy places the organism in Eukaryota, Metazoa, Chordata, Actinopteri, Siluriformes, Siluridae. Gene Ontology annotation, molecular function: G protein-coupled receptor activity. The coding region runs from base 438 to 3212 and encodes 924 amino acids. The transcript is spliced from 26 exons.
CACACACACACACUCUCUCUCUCUCUCUCUCUCUCUCUCUCUCUCCCACUCACACGCACGCGCACACACGCUUCUUGCUCUCGUGCGGCUGCAGCGCGCGAUCCUGUCAGUGAGUCAGUAGAGGACUGUGUGGUGCUGAUGGUGUUUGACAGAGUGGAUUAGAGGGUAACAAAAACUUAUUUUUUUUCGUAGGCAAAAGAAAAACAAGAAGGAAAACACGAAGUACAAAUGUGUACAGAUGUUCCGGAUAAUGAUUUUUGACACAUUUACCCGCGUGUUUUUACUGUUAUAACACAUUUUUGAUCGAUUUUCAUCGAUUUGGACCGUUUUUUUCCCCGUGACGCGCGCGCCAUGGACUGUAGUUAGCUUAGCACAAACCACAAAGUAAAAAAAACAAAAAAAAAAAACUAUUUUUCGACAUUUUUUAUUUUAAAACGAUGGACUUUUUAUAUAAAGUUUUAAACUUUUCUACGUUUGUCAGCGUUCUUCAGGUACUUGCUGACCCGGCUGUACCGUCCAAACAUCCAGGCCUGGAUGUGCUGGCCACAGCGUCACACUACUGGCCCCUGGAUGACGUAGACGGGAUUCGCAGCCUGAAGGACCAGAUUGGGAAUAGAACAGCACUCAGCAUCCACAACCACACUGUCCUGCCUACCCAUAACUCUUCCUCUGUGUACACCAAUGACUCUGCCUACACUAAUAUUUCCGUCUCUGUAGACAUUGUAGAAGGAGUAGUAAACAAAGGCAUAUAUCUGAACGGAGAUCGUGGCGCCACUUUCCUCCAUUUCGGCAACUACAGGAACUCCUGCAUCAGUGACCCCACUCUGUGUGGACCACAAGGAAUCACAUUCUCCUUCUUCUGGAAGAACCAGAACUCGCAUUCCCGCUUCGCCGUGAUGUCGGGAGGAAAAAUCAUAUCCAACGGCUUCUCCGUCUACACCAAUCCUUACGGAGGAUACGUGGAGUUCUACACCAGGCGAAACUCACAACGCUGGAAAGCAAACAUCGACCUGCCAGGGCCUUUCUGGACACACAUCCUGUUCACGUGGACCCUUAAAGAUGGCCUGAAGAUCUACAUAAAUGGCACGUUCAGCGUCAACGACACAAAAGGUGACAUGUCUUACAAUUAUGGCGAUACGUAUGCAGAUUUGGUCAUCGGAACAGGACCCAGCCACUCCUAUGGGCACUACGUCACCGCGUCCUUCGACGAGUUCGUUAUUUGGGAGCGAGCUCUUUCAGCUAAAGAGAUCUGGCUCUACUAUAAAGCUGCCAUAGGUGAGGAUGUGGGUUAUCCUCCAACUACAGAAUCUCCUUCUUCUGUCCACACCACAACAGAUGCCUUCCUGCAGGCAACAACAGCAUCACUCCAUCCCACUGUCUCUAACAGCACAGAGAUUCAUGACUCAGUGCCUAUGUCACUGCAGGGCUUCCUCCAGACCUCCUUCAUUCUGCCCAAUAAGACUAUUGCUAAGGAUACAGCUCACAAUCUGACACAGUCAUUUCUGAAGAGCGUUGACGAAGUGAUCUCUUCCAGUAACUGGCGAGAAGACGAGGAGGUACGCAGAAAUGCAUGCGAUACAUCAUUACGCCACGUCAGUAAAGAUCUGAUGCAGUCGACUCCUUUAAUCAGUGGACUUAUAGACACAGUGGACAAAGUCAUGGGGCACAUGGUGUCCAACCUUGAAGCUAAACCAAGUUCUCUUGUUGCUAUUGGUGGAAAGAGCUAUGUUGCAGACUACUCUAUGAUGAAGAUCCCACAGAAUUACAACAUGCAGAACUACAGAUUUCCGACACAAGGCAAAAACUACAUCUCAGUACCAGGGGAGGCCUUCACUACAGAAUCCCAGACCACAAUUGUAGGCCUUUUCUACCACAGCAUGCACAACUACUACAAACAGAUCAGCCCUCUGAGAACCAGGAUCAACGAGGCGGUGGAAUUUAUGGACCAUAAGAUCCAGGUGGCCAGCUAUCUGAUCUCCCUAAAGGUGGAGCCCUCUCCUGCCCUCUCUGUUAACCUGUCAUCAGAGCCACUGAUCAGAAUCAUGCUAACACACCAACUGAGCAAAGAACAACAACUUCAGGCCGCGAACGAGAGCAACAAGGUCUUCCUCUACUGCGCCUUCCUGGAUUACAGCUCUAAGGAAGGCGUUUGGUCCAACAAUGGCUGUCUAAGAGCGGGUGGCAACCUUUCAUACUCUGUCUGUGUCUGCAACCACCUGACCAACUUUGCCAUCCUCAUGCAGGUGGUUCCUGUGGAGCUCACCAAGGGACAUCAGAUUGCACUCUCUACCAUUACCUAUGUCGGUUGUUCCAUCUCCAUCUUCUGUCUGGCCAUCACCUUGGUCACCUUCGCUGUGCUCUCGUCUGUAAGCACCAUCCGGAACCAGCGCUACCACAUUCAUGCUAACUUGUCCUUUGCCAUACUGGUGGCCCAGAUCCUUCUGCUCAUCAGCUUCCGCUUUGAACCGGGGACAUUGCCCUGUAAAGUGAUGGCAUUGCUGCUACACUUCUUCUUCCUGUGUGCGUUCGCCUGGAUGCUGGUGGAGGGGCUUCAUCUCUACAGCAUGGUGAUCAAAGUGUUUGGUUCAGAGGGCAGCAAACAUUUCUACUACUACGGCAUUGGCUGGGGGUCCCCGGUGGUCAUAUGCGUCGUGUCCAUAACGUCCUCGCUGAGCAGUUACGGAGAAGACGGAAACUGCUGGCUGUCUCUGAAGAGCGGCGCUAUAUGGGCGUUCGUGGCUCCCGCUCUGUUUGUCAUUUUGGUGAACAUCGGCAUCCUCAUCGCUGUCACGAGGAUCAUCUCCAGAAUCAGUGCGGAAAACUACAAAGUGCAAGGAGAUGCUAACUCUGUCAAGCUCACUGCUAAAGCAGUAGCAGUUCUCUUGCCUAUCCUGGGCAUCUCAUGGAUCUUCGGCGUUUUGGCCGUGAACGAUCAGUCCUUCCUCUUCCAAUACAUGUUUGCAGUGUUCAACUCUCUGCAGGGCUUCUUCAUCUUCCUUUUCCACUGUCUGCUAAAUUCAGAGGUCAGAGCUGCUUUCAAGCACAAGACCAAAGUGUGGUCUCUGACCAGCAGCUCCAUGCGCAACGUCAACGCUAAGCCUUUCAAUUCAGACAUCAUGAACGGUAACCGAGGGGGCGUGAGUCCGACCAGAAUGAACACCUGGGAUAAAAGCACCAACUCAGCUAAUCGCAUUGAUCUCUCAGCGCUCUAAAAGUCAACAAACAAUGGCUACUGAACACAAAACAUCCACAAACAGACAGCGAAAAUCGUUCUUCUCCUCAGAUACACUGUCUGAUUCAACCACCGUUCCUUUUUCCACAACGACCCAGAGGUCUGGUCAAGAAAAGACUACGGCUAGUAGCAGACUCAUACCGACGUCACACUUUUUCACUGACGACACUCGCUUCAUGAAGACAUCCAAGAGUUCAGAGCCAUAAAUAAGUCACAGAUGAAAACACAAGACUCGUGUUGGAUAACCGUUCCCUGUUCAGCGUCCUUCUCGUAACUCCAGUUGCUGCUGGAUUCCACUGCUGUCUCUGAAUUGACAUUAAACUGUGACACAAGAUGCGCCUCGCUUGGGACGAGAAGUUUGGUCAUCGUGCUCCCGCUACGCUGAUGACCUUCUUUAACAGCUCUCACGAACUGAUUAGAUGGACCGAAAAUCAGGCCUGGGUUACCUGUGAGCCGUGUUGUACUUUCCGUGAAAUUCCGUGACUCCAACAAAAGGCAUUCCUGAAAGAGGAACCGAGUACCUAGAGUUCUGUCGCUCCUCUCAAAUAUCGCGCUGUAUGUUGUUCUCGUCCAACAGACACGUCGUGUAAAUUAUUGUCUUGAUGUCGCUUUCACAAAUAUCCACUGUUUCAAUGUCCCCAAAGUCUAAAAUCAUCUCCAAAGUGAUUAGACCUUGAGACCAAUAUAAUCUCAUUGUAAUUAGCAGAGCAGAUCUGACGUUCUGACUGCAUCGUCAAGAUCGGUUUCCGAACCUUUUAAAUGGAGGCCAGGGUUUCUCUUUUAAUUGAAACUAUAAAACACUAGUUGUCUUGUAUCAUAAAUAUUUACGGUAUAUAAUGAAGCAUUUGUCACGUACACCUCGUUGUUCUCACGCCAGAAGAUACAUUAUAUAUUUCGAAAUGUUUGUCAUAAGUUUGGUAUGUGCUUUUUUGAGCAUCGCAUUCCACGUUUAAGGCCAAUUUGCUCUUCUAAUUCCUUCCUCUCCUCUGGAAAGAUGUUCCA